GGAGCCGCAGUGGCCUCCGAGGGCGGGGUGGAGGCGGAGGCCGCGGCUGCCGCGGCGCUGCGGUCGCUGCCGCCCGGGCUGCUCAACACCGGCUACUACGCCCGCUUUUUCACGGAGAUCCGCUCCCUCGGCGUUGGCAGCUUCGGGGCGGUGUUCUUAUGCCGCCACGUGCUGGACGACCUGGUGCUCGGUGACUACGCCGUCAAGAAGGUCCCGGUGGGCGACAACAAGACCUGGCUGCGCGAUAUGAUCCGGGAGGUCAAGAUGUUCGAGCGCUUGCACCACCCGAACAUUGUGGAGUGCCGCGCUCACGCCGGGGGGCAGGCAGGGCG
Molecule: messenger RNA, 332 nt
Organism: Prorocentrum cordatum
Lineage: Eukaryota; Dinophyceae; Prorocentrales; Prorocentraceae
Source: the annotation of a GenBank genome assembly